Messenger RNA from Wasmannia auropunctata (little fire ant), 923 nucleotides. RefSeq names its product transcription initiation factor TFIID subunit 13 (gene Taf13). The record is from RefSeq and is a predicted model, not a curated record. Gene Ontology annotation, molecular function: protein heterodimerization activity. Gene Ontology annotation, biological process: transcription by RNA polymerase II. Bases 215 to 589 code for a protein of 124 amino acids. NCBI's taxonomy places the organism in Eukaryota, Metazoa, Arthropoda, Insecta, Hymenoptera, Formicidae. The transcript is spliced from 4 exons. Gene Ontology annotation, cellular component: transcription factor TFIID complex.
UUUUGUCCGCAUAGGGGCGCCAGUAAACUGAUCCAUUUCCAUAUCUAAAACGCGAAAUCGAAUUGUCCAAUCAUUAAUAUUUAUCUACAUAUUUAAGGUUAUAGAAAAAUUUUUUAAAAAUUAUGUGAUUGGUUGGGAGAUAAAAACAUAUACAAAGGACAAGCAGCUAAAACUGUUUGAAGAUUUUAAACUUGCCUAGUUGGCCUAUAAAAGGAUGUCUGCUGAAGAAAAUUUUGAACAGUUUGAGGAUGAAGAGGCAGAAAUUCCAAUCGGCGGGACUCUGCCUGGUGGAAGAAAACGUCUCUUCUCCAAGGAACUGCGAUGCAUGAUGUAUGGCUUCGGCGACGAUCAGAAUCCUUAUACAGAGAGCGUCGACUUGUUGGAGGAUUUGGUUAUCGAAUUCAUAACAGAGAUGACACAUCGAGCCAUGGAGAUUGGACGUACAGGACGAGUUCAAGUAGAAGAUAUUGUCUUUUUAGUAAGAAAGGAUGCCAGGAAGUACGCCAGAGUGAAAGAUCUCUUGACAAUGAACGAGGAACUUAAGAAAGCAAGAAAGGCUUUUGACGAGGUUAAAUAUGCAGAUAAAUAGCAAAAUUUGUUUUAUAUUCUUAAAUGGUAUAGCUAUACAAAAAGAAGCAAUAGGCAGAUUAAAUUUAUUUUUAAUAAGUAAACGAUAAAAUAGUAAAAUAAAAUUUUGCACGACUGAAAAAUUAUGUAAUAUGCUUUGAUAAGAAAAAAAGGAGAAAACGCCGCUUUCCAGAAGUGCCUUUUAUAUAAUGCAAGAAAAUAAGUUUCUUUGAUUAGUUAGAUAAAUUUUAUAUAUAUAUACUUUAUUUGUAUCUUUUUAAUAAAAUAAUAUAUAUGUUUCGUAGCAAAAAUGUACAUUGUACGUUUAAUAUACAAAUACAGCUCUUCACAACAUA